CAAUCGUCUCUUAUUUUAGACAAAAUAUUAAAAAAAAAUGUCAACUUUUGUUCUCUUAACAUUCAUUGUCGUAUGGAUUUCGGCAAUCAACGGAGAAAAUUAUUGUGAUUCGGGACUUAAUGUUCCUAAUAACUCAACAGAUCCAAACGAUUGUUGUCCAACACCCGCAUUUCUCCCAAUGGAUAUCGUUACAUACUGUCGAGACACUUAUUUGGAGAUGCAAAAAAAGAAAAAUAAUUUACCUGGAUUGCCAAGAGGAUGUUGUCUCGGAGAUUGUAUGUUAGAAAGAAUGGGCUUUAAUCCAAAAGGCGAUGGAAAUAUUGAUCUCAAAGGAUUGAAAGAGUAUAUUAUGAACAUGACAAACAACCAACCAAUAUGGGCAGAAACGAUGGCAAAAUCAAUUAAUACGUGUUAUGCAAUGGCUGAAUCAAGAGCAGAUGAAUUCAAGACAGGGUAUGAACAUAAACCAUCGUUUGAGGGAGAAAAAAUGUGUCAUCCCAUUUCCGGAAGAGUUUUGUCUUGUAUGACUAACGAACGGUUUAUAAAUUGUCCUUCAAGUGUUUGGAAAACAUCGGAAAAUUGUGUCGCUAUUAAAACUUUUGUUGAAAAAUGUGAAGUCCCCCAUAAACAAUCAUAAGUGUUUGUGCAAAAUUUAAUGGAUU
Culicoides brevitarsis is the source of this 662-nucleotide messenger RNA. RefSeq names its product general odorant-binding protein 66-like. Lineage: Eukaryota; Metazoa; Arthropoda; Insecta; Diptera; Ceratopogonidae. The coding region runs from base 38 to 637 and encodes 199 amino acids. The transcript is spliced from 5 exons. The record is from RefSeq and is a predicted model, not a curated record. Gene Ontology annotation, molecular function: odorant binding.